CUGCAGUGAGUGCGUGGACUCUGGUUGGUGCUGUUCUACGUCACAGACAUGAACCUGCUGCAGCCGGAGCCAUCACACUGAAGAGCAGUGAACUGUAAAACAAACCUGUGGCAUUGAUCAGUUUCUUUUCUCCUGAAUAGAAACGGAAACAUUUCUGUUUAACUUACGCCCCCUUCAGCAGGAGCCAACAUGUCUCAAAUGUCCGCAGAGUACCUGGGAAUGAGUCACUACCUGAUAUAUCCUCCUAAAUAUGGGUGGAGCAUGAACACACGCAGGAAUCUUCCAUGUUGGCUUGAUGAGUUGACAGAAGUCUUACUGAGCACAGUGUAGCAGGGCUCACUGGAAGAUCGGCUGGUUUGUUUUGUAUCACAGAUUUUUCAUUAGCACCAUCAUCCUGCACGGUGGACAUGGAGGCUCAGAGAAAGAGCAAUGGAUCGAAUGCAAUUUUUAUUCACAAACAUCAUUUAUGUUUGCAUGAUUUGAAAAUGCACAAUCAGCAUUUGAGGAACAUCUAUCUUCUAAAAACAAACAUCCCUGAAUACCCUCAACCCGAGUUUCAUGUGUUCAGUCUGAAACAUGACACACAGCAAGGAGGGUUACUGAGGAUCUGGAAGGACGAAGGCUUUAAGGAUCCUCACGGAGGCCUGAAGGAUCCAGACAGCCUGUCCCUGGUGUGGUGGAGUCUGGCUGUGGGCCCACAGGAGAUCCAGUCAGCUGAGACCAGGCUCCUGGACAGGUUCUACCCAAACCGGAUGGAGAAGCCAAAUUACCUGGGCAUAUUCAACCCACACCUGAGCAAGCAGCAGAGCUUCCUGUGGAGGUUUGCCACCUCUCCAGCCUUCAGUGAGACCUCCAGGUUUGGAUCGUACCGCUUCACCUUCCCCCUGCACGAAGUGGUGACCGCCUACAGCCAGCAGUUUUGCUCUGGAGCGCCUCCCAUCUUGAGGGUGUUCAAGACCUCUCUCUACAAUCAGGAAGUGCAGUACUCUGUGCUGGUCCACAGCCCGGCCUCUGAGCUCUUCUCAGAGUAUCCUUUGCUUCCGUAUGAUGACCCGAACGCCAUCUUCACUUACAGAGACGGACACUUCAUCUGGAGGUCACAGGCCAUGUGCGAGAAACACAGCUUUGAGUUGAUCCAAAAUCCCAACCAAAACCAGAUGUACCCUCGGAGUCUAUGUUCUUAUGAACAUCAGUUUUAUGUUUGGGAUAAUGUCGCCGUCGCCCUGCACGUGGAUCAUGGACAGAUGCUGAAGUUUGACUGUAAUCGACUGAGAGCAAACCUUACAUACUGUAAACAACCUGUAGAUCCAUCAGCCAAUUUUCGAACAGUCUUCCCAUUUGGUGGGAAACCUCAGAAUGUUUCACCUGGAAUCCACUAUGACAGUUUUGAAAAUGCUAACUCUCUGGUUGAACGUUUGUGGCCUGACGCAGGCUUCCCCCUGUUGAAGGAGCCUUCACUCAACCUCAUUUUCUAAGGUAACAAAUCAGUAGGGGUUGGUUUUGAUUAUCGAUUUAUCGAUUAAAAUUGAUUCUGGCUUGGAUAAUAUGAAAUCGAUUCAGGAUUUUACUGAAUCGAUUUCAUGAUUUUUUUAAUAUAAAUUUAUUUUGCCCAAA
Oreochromis niloticus (Nile tilapia) is the source of this 1614-nucleotide messenger RNA. RefSeq lists its product as uncharacterized. The record is from RefSeq and is a predicted model, not a curated record. The transcript is spliced from 5 exons. Lineage: Eukaryota; Metazoa; Chordata; Actinopteri; Cichliformes; Cichlidae. The coding region runs from base 408 to 1475 and encodes 355 amino acids.